Molecule: messenger RNA, 3096 nt
Organism: Melampsora larici-populina 98AG31
Lineage: Eukaryota; Fungi; Basidiomycota; Pucciniomycetes; Pucciniales; Melampsoraceae
Exons: 4
Coding region: 1-3096 (1031 amino acids)
Source: RefSeq, a predicted model, not a curated record
AUGUCCGUUGCUUCGGCUGAUGCAGCUCUUCUUUCGGCUGCAAGAGCUUACGCAUCUUUAAAGAUGGAACAACAAUCUUCUUCUUCCUCAUACACUUUAUCUCCCGGUUCUCCAAUCUCAAUCACUUCACCUAAACAGAAAGCUCCAAUCCAUUACACUCGAAGCCGUUUACUUGCACUCGCCAACAGUCCACUCUGUGUGAGGCCUGAGGCACUAAAACCUCUGAUAGACUGGUUUGGUGAAUUUGAUCCUCCACCAAGCAAACCAAAUCAAUCUACUCCAUCUCAUAAUCAAUCUCUGCCAUCUACUUUUCCACGUCCUCAUUCAUUACAAUCACCUGAAGACGGUAAUCAUUCUUCAAUCACCUCACCUCUCAAUGUCUCCUUCUUACCUAUGAUGGGUCGUGGUCAGCCACCUGCGAGGAAUCCUUUUGCCAAUUUCGGUAAAUUCGGAUCCGAGGAUAAUGCAAAUUCUGGCUCGCUGGGACUCAAUCUCCAUCAACCUACAAAUCCUUCAAAUAAUGGUCCUAAACUCAAUCGGCGAGGUAUAGAUCGGGACUCUGCUCCUCACCUAGGAAGACCCGACAAUUCGAAUGAUGAUAAUCCCCGGCGAAGACUGGUGGAUUCAUACCCUGGUAACAACAAUAACUCAAAGGAUCGAGUUGUCAAUCGUCUGCUUCCCGAAGAUGGAAACACAAGCGAAUCGAGGUCUUCUGCUCGGCGUACGAUGGAUCGAUAUGCCACCGAUUCAAAACGAGACGGAGAACGAGAUAAGGAUCGCAACAAUCGCACAUCUCCCGUCAACAACCGAGAUGAGGCUGAUGAACAUCAACAGCCACACUGGCGAAGACCUCUACCCAAUGGUUCUCAUGCCAACCAUAAGAAGCUUCAAUCCGAUCAUCAUCAUGGUACAUCUACCAAGGAGCGUGACCAUCGUGAAAACAUUCGUGACUUCAAUGAAAACAAUCACACAUAUGGUAAAGAGCGCGACAAACACCUAGGCCCUUCUCCCACACCGGGCCGGUCGGUGAGCUAUAACAGCAGUCGACCGCGCGAUAAAGAUAAACAUGAUGAUUAUAAUCUUAAUGAGUGGCCCGCAUCGGCUCAUGAAGAGAAUGCCAUGAAUGAUAACUUUGUGUCUUCGAUGCCCCUGCAAGGCAAGCGUGUCAAAGAUGGACUUUGGGACUCGGGUGAAGGCAAAUGGGAAAUGUCUCGACAAACCAAUGAUCGAAACCCUUCUGCAGGUCUUGGAGCUACAAGUGAAACAGAUGCAAUUCAAGCGUGGAAAGCUGAGAUGAAAGCUAUGGAUGCCAAGAAGAAACAAGCUGCUGCUGCUGCUGCGAAUCCUCCCCAAGCUAGUUCGGAUCUAUCUCCUGAUUCGAAAAAGGCCAAUGGAUCAGAUCAUCGUCAGCCUUCUCGUAAUUUUCCCGAUGCACUGAACCUCAAGCUCGCUGACUCGGAUCAUGAAGAGAACGCGGUGGAUAGUCAAAUCUCGUUGAUCGCCUCAUCUGCUAAAACCCCACACUUUGCGUCACUACUCCAAAACAAUAAUGCAACUGCUGGACCGGCUGCGUCUGCGCCGGCCGAUGACGACGUUGCCUCGCAACCUAGAGCCAGUCGGUUCGCAAAAUUUUUUGACAACUCCACUCAUCAAAGAGAUGAAAAUGAGCAUGGACCAGGAUUCGGAAACCCCCCACCCUCUGCUCCAUCCCACUUCGAUCUUACUCUUUCGCAGCACAAUCCUCUCCAUCUUCAACAAUCUGACCAUUCAGCAAGUCGAUCUUCCCUGCCAAAUGAAGACCAACGUAGCAUUUUACAUCGCAGUGCAAGUGCUGAUCCUGAAAACAUGGCAAGAGUGUUGAGUAUGUUGCAAAUGAGCUCUCAGCAACCCCUCGAGCCUGCAACGCAUCCUUCUUUACAGGAUGGUCAGAGUUAUCCGUAUCAGCCCAUGAAAAAUGUAGCGGCAGCCGGUUCCGCCACGAGUAGCCAACCCCAACACCAUAUGAUGGAUUUGAAUGCAUAUACCUCUCAACAUCUACCAUCAUCCAAAUUCAAUUCACCUCCACCGAUCACUUCUCCCACCGGUUUCAGUAGUGGACUUCAAAAUGUGUAUAAUAAACAACAAGUACCUGAAGCUGAAUUCAAUCGUCGACCGAUCAGUGUUGGCCAUAAUCAUUCGAUCGGAAUCAAUGCAAAUAACAACUAUAUCUCUCAGCGCCCCUCUCAACUUCCAUCACCUGUGAAUCAAAUGAGAUCAUUGGAGGAAAUUUUAUCGCAUGAUCAUCAACUUCAACAUCAUCAACUUCAACCUUUCGGACCACCGCCACCUGCUUCUUUCACGAACCAUCUACCAGGACAAGCAUCAAUGAAUGCUCUAGUACAGCAGAUGAAUCUUAACAAGAACAAAAUCGGAAGUAGUGGAAUGGAACCACCGUUACAGAUGUAUCCGUUUCAACCAACUAUGAAUCUACCUCAACCCACUACUGUUAAUGGAGACCGAAACAAUCUUGAGAAUCAAAAAUUAGCAUUCUUGGCACGACAACUUCAACAGCAACGAUUAUCACCAAAUCAUUCCAUCAAUCCACUUUCACCUACUACUCCUCAUUUGAUCAAUCAACAAGGAGGUGUUCAACCCAGAAUGGAUCUACGCACGAUCAAUUCGAAUUUCAACUCACAACUUGCUCAAUAUCCUGGACCACCACCACCUCAUCUUGAGCACCAACGUAGAUAUUCAGGUGCAUUACCCCCUUUACCACCACCACCACCACCCUUACCACCACAUCAUCUUUUUAAUCAUCCACCACCACCACCACCUUCUGCUAUGUUUGGUCAAGGAGCCCAUCAUAUCUUACCACCUGCACCCAUACCACCAUCAUUUCAAAACCCUACAAGCAAUAAUCGAAAUGGGUUGAAUUUGAAUCGAUCACAAUUUGUAGGCGUACAAUCUACUGUACCACCACCCCAAUCAUUUGUAGGUAAUUUUGGAAACUCUGGCGUAGGAGGAGUUGGAGGAGGAGGAGGUAGUCAAAUGGAUUUAAUGAGUUUAUUGAAUGCAGGACAAAAUCGUAGGAUGGGAAAUGGUGGUAAUGGAGUUUAA